Molecule: messenger RNA, 399 nt
Organism: Prunus armeniaca (apricot)
Lineage: Eukaryota; Viridiplantae; Streptophyta; Magnoliopsida; Rosales; Rosaceae
Source: the annotation of a GenBank genome assembly
AUGGCUAAGCUGGGCCAUGGAGACGCAGUCAAGACUCUUCUAGAAGUUGGCGCUUCAUGGAAUGCCCUAUCUCUUUCCAAUCUCUUCGUUGGCGAUUUCGUCAUGGACACAGACCAUGAAAAAGCCUACAACAUCCUUCUCAGUUUUUCUGUUGUUGAGAUUGGAACGGUGGCAGGUGGCAGUGGUUGGCAGGCAAUAGGUGGUGGUGGUGGUGGUGGCGGCUGGUCGGCUGUGGUGGGGUUGUUUCGGUGCAGUAACCGCACCAAAGUCACGCAAUCGCAUACCAACCGAAACCAUGCGGUAUAUCCAAAAUCAAAACCACCGCCGAUCCGCACAAGGCCGGUUACCGGGGGUAUCGGCAUCGGUUGGUGUGUCAUCGGCAAUCGGUGUCGGCAAUGA